AUGUCUUUCCUCUCAUCUCUGCGCCCUGGCAUGCGCCUGGCCAACGCUGCCCAGACCGCUCGCGCCUUCAGCACCUCCCCCGCCCACUCCGUCGCCCGCCUCACCCUCACCGGUCGUCUCGGUGCCGAGCCCGAGCUCACCACUACCUCCACCGGCGCUGAGGUGAUCAAGUACAGCGUUGGAACCAGCCACGGUCCCCGUGAGAACCGCCAGACCAGCUGGUUCCGCGUCUCCAACUUCGCAAACGAAGGUCCCCAGCGUGACUAUCUUCUUAGCUUGCCGAAGGGAACCCUCGUGUUCGUAGAGGCCGAUGCCAGAAUCAACAACUGGGAAGACUCAGAGGGCAAGAACCGCUCUACAUUCAACAUCGUGCAGCGUAAGUCCACCGCACGCGCACGCAAUGAUAGACCACUGAUACUAACCGAACCAGGCACCCUCGAGGUCCUCAAGCGCGGAGAGAACCGUGACGCCGAGAACUAA
This is a messenger RNA of Penicillium brevicompactum, 480 nucleotides long. Its product is annotated as single-stranded DNA-binding protein. The record is from RefSeq and is a predicted model, not a curated record. Gene Ontology annotation, molecular function: single-stranded DNA binding. Gene Ontology annotation, cellular component: mitochondrial nucleoid. Bases 1 to 480 code for a protein of 159 amino acids. Gene Ontology annotation, biological process: mitochondrial DNA replication; positive regulation of helicase activity. Lineage: Eukaryota; Fungi; Ascomycota; Eurotiomycetes; Eurotiales; Aspergillaceae. The transcript is spliced from 2 exons.